This is a messenger RNA of Penicillium daleae, 1191 nucleotides long. RefSeq lists its product as uncharacterized. The record is from RefSeq and is a predicted model, not a curated record. The transcript has a single exon. Lineage: Eukaryota; Fungi; Ascomycota; Eurotiomycetes; Eurotiales; Aspergillaceae. Gene Ontology annotation, cellular component: nucleus. Bases 1 to 1191 code for a protein of 396 amino acids. Gene Ontology annotation, molecular function: DNA binding.
AUGCCUAAAGGUGCCAGUACAACUCGCGGACGCGUCUCCAAGGCUUCUGCACAAUCUCAAUCAUUGAAUGCGGCAAAUAUCGUGGCCUUGAAACGAGAGAUCAACACAUCUGCGCGUCAACCGUUGCAGGAGGUGAACAAUCCCCCGACUCGCUCGGCUCGCAAAGCUACGUGCAACGCACUUGACGGGUUUCAAGAAAAUGCUUUGAUUCGCUGGAUUCGAGAAGUGAAGGAGCUAUAUUGGCUUCCAACGGAUUCGCAAAUCUCCAGAAGCGCGAGCCAGAUUCAUAAACGCGAUUGCAACAAUACCGUUCUCAAGCAGACUUGGACGUCUCAAUUCAUCAAACGCCUACCAGAUGACUUGAAGCCGUCAAAACCGCGCCUAGCCAAGAAAAAAUGCCUUGGGCCAUCUGAUCUGGAGACUAUCCAGCAUUGGUUCGAUCGUUUGAAGCCUUUGAUUGCCGACGUUCCUCCGGAAAAUAUUUACAAUUUUGAUGAGACCAACUUCCAGAUUGGCCUGACAACGAGACCACGACUGUAUUUUACUGUGCGCUCUGAUUUCGUUCCCCCCAGAGAGUGGUGUGAGUGGAUAACCUCGAUCGACUGCAUUGCUGCCGACGGAUGGGCAGCAGGCUCAUACCUUGUCAUUCAAGAAUCCUCGAUCGACCCGCCCCUCGAUUACCAGGAUGUGAUCGAUGAUAUUCCUGAUUGGACGCAGCUCCAUGAGACCCCGAAUGGUCGACUUACUGAGGAGCUUGCAUUGGACUGGCUUAAGGUUUUCCACGAAAGGACCAAGGAUCGCGUCGCAGAAGGUCAAUCACGCCUGCUCCUCUUCAGAGGGCAACCGCUUUUCUUGACUUUUAAUUUCCUUCGAUUCUGCGAGGACCGUUGCAUUAUUCCGUUCUGCUUUCCGCUCAAUAUCGCGCAUCUUAUGCAGCCUUUCGAUCUGAAACAUUUUCCGGUUUACAAGAAGUAUAGCGCGGAGUAUUGGUGGCAUCCCGAAGAUCCCGAUGAGGAGAAAAUGGACUGGCUCUGUGGUUUUGGUUCUAUGCGAGAAGAAAACUUGACGCCCGAUAUCAUUAAGCGUGCAUUUGCCGAUCGGGGCAUCUUUCCAUUCAAUCCAUCUAAAUUGACUGGACCGCUACAGGAAGACAAGAUCAAGAGGCCUCAGGUUGAGGAGGACAGCAAAUGA